AUGUCAGAAGAACAAUGUGAAUCCAUUGAAAUGGAUAAUGAUCCUAACACUUGUAAUAUUACAUUUACACAAAAGAAGAGACGAGCUGUAGGUGUUUCACCUACUACAAAAAUUCAAGACAAGGGAAUAUCUAUGUCGAACCAACCUAAGCAAACUGAUCAGGAUAUUCGUGAUAAGUUAAUUGUUGAAGACUUAUGUAAAUUUGCGAAGGAUAAACAUCAGUUUAAUAUUGAUGUUCCUGGAUAUCGUCGAACAUCAACUACCAGUACACAUGAAGAAUAUAAAAUUUUACUAUCUGUUAAAAAUAUAGAGACAUUUGCGUUCCUGUUAGAUGAAAAAAUUUGGCCACAAGAAUUAUGUGGACUUAAAUAUAAAUUGAUAUGUCCUUCGAUUCCACCUCAACUUUCAGCAAUUAUGCCUGAUUUACUAUUGAAUAUUAACUUCUAA
This is a messenger RNA of Rotaria sordida, 447 nucleotides long. The record is from the annotation of a GenBank genome assembly. NCBI's taxonomy places the organism in Eukaryota, Metazoa, Rotifera, Eurotatoria, Philodinida, Philodinidae.